AUGAUAUCUGUAAUACCACGGCCAAGAGCAAAUACCGUUGAAGUAGUAAUGCAAAACCCAUUGCAAACCUUCAAGAUAGUUCUCUGUCAUGUCUUUGAUCUUCUCGUCGUCAUCCAGAGUGAAUCCAACCUUCUGCUUAUAGUACUGGUUCUUCCACUUCACAAAUCUGGUAUCAUACAGAUCCUUCUGAGACUCCAGAGUCUCUUCGUCCUCCACCACAAUGGCAGAUUGGUAUUUCUUGAUAGUCUUUCUGAUCUCGUCGACUUUCUCAAAGUACUCCUCGUCUGUCCAGUCAGGAUUGAGACCGUCAACGUCCAAUUUAGCGGUGUAGGUGUCUUUGGACUUGCUGUGAAUCACAGCGACGCCCAACUCAAAGAGGAACUUGCCGAUAAAGUCCUUGUUGAAGUCGCUGUCGAAGAAUUCACGAGGCAACGGCAGUUCAGGGACUUUCGACUCAUCCUGCAACAGUUCUCUGACAUCGAACUUGCUGGAGUAAAUACGGUAAAUCCACUCUCUGAUCAGACCGACCACCUUCUUUUGGUGUUUCAAAACCAGCUCUUUUCCCUGUCUGAGUCUCUUCUUGACACCUUGCUUGGAAAUGUUGUCCAGCUGCUUGUUGAACCAUUCAACAUCAACUUCACCUUUCUCAAAGUUCUCAAGCUCGAACACCGAAAGAUACUCGAGCCAUUUGCCCAAUCUCUGGAAAUUUAUAGUUCCGUAUUCGUUAAUGUAACCGUCCAUGUCCUUAAUGGACUCUUUGAAUGUCUCAAUCAAAAGCGGGAAGGCACCUUUAUUAAGAUGCAGAUCUGGCAAGUUUGGAAGGAAAUCAUUUCCCAACAUGUACAUGAUCAAAAUGAAGUCGUCAAUGAUUCGUUCGAAAUCGUAGUCAAAAGACACUUGGUCUUGCAAUUCCUGGAAUUCCAACUCCAAAUAUUCUCUCACUAA
Ogataea philodendri is the source of this 945-nucleotide messenger RNA. RefSeq lists its product as uncharacterized. The transcript has a single exon. The coding region runs from base 1 to 945 and encodes 314 amino acids. The record is from RefSeq and is a predicted model, not a curated record. NCBI's taxonomy places the organism in Eukaryota, Fungi, Ascomycota, Pichiomycetes, Pichiales, Pichiaceae.